AUGCCUUACCACGCCAAACGUUUUGAUCUUGACUGCGUUAUUCGCACGCUGGACAAGGUACCCUUUUCACCUCCGUUCCUUGUCAUCCUUCCUGUCGUUGCCCUUUUCCUGGGCAACCGCGGCCAGUCGCUCAAUACUGUAUUGCAGCGUGCCGCCAAUCUUUCGACAUGGCAGGAUCUUCUCUGCGUGCGCUUCAGGUGCAUUAGCUACAUGAUGCUUUUCAUCCUGAUCAAGACUGUCAGCCGCUUCUUUUCUCUUCGCGCUGAGAACAACUAUGUCCCGCAGCGUGACCCGCCGAACUGGAGCCAGGAUGUCGUUGCGAUUACCGGAGGUGCUACUGGUAUUGGCAAAGACAUUGUCGAGACGCUCUCGAAGAAGUGCAAGGCCCGCAUUGCCGUGCUCGACAUUGCCGAGCCGACCUACGCGCAAGCCGCGCCGGGCUCUCCGCCAAUCCUUUGGAUCCAGACCGAUGUGACCAGCGCCGAUGCAAUUGCUGCCGCCCACCAAAAGAUCAAGGAAGUGUUUGGCACUUCGCCCUCGAUCGUGAUCGGCUGUGCCGGCAUCGCGACCGGCGGCCCGAUGCUUACUACGAGCUCUGCCCUGGUCAAGAAGACGUUCGAGAUCAACUCGCUUCAGCACAUUCUCCUGGCCAAAGAGUUUGUGCCGUUCAUGGCCAAGAACAACCACGGUCACUACGUCACUGUCGCUAGCUCUGCUUCGCACUACACUCCUCCUAUGAUGUCUGCCUACUGCAUGUCCAAGGCUGCUGCGCUCGCCUUCCACGAGGAGCUCCGUGUCGAGCUUCGUGUUGCGUACAACGCUCCUCGUGUCCGUACUUCGGUCGUCACUCCGACCAAGGUGCGUACGCUGCUUGGCCACGCCUUGAAGGACACGGACAACAGCUUCGUUGCCCCUACUCUGGAGCCUCUCGAGGUCGCUACGGCGAUUACCGAUGCUAUUGAAGAAGGCCGCUCGCACACGAUUUCGCAGCCGAUGAUGACCAAGAUGCUGCCGUUCGCGCGCGCAUUUCCGGAAUGGUACCGCACUAUCCUUGCUGCCGUCGGCAAGACGGACGGUGCCGUCACCGCCGAGUCGAUCCGCAGUGGUCUCCAGGCUGGCUACGGCAAGAACUGGUCGAAGGAAGACUUUGACAACAUCCUUGGCGAAAUGGUCGCCCAAUAUGGCAAAACAGAUUAG
Messenger RNA from Malassezia vespertilionis, 1197 nucleotides. RefSeq lists its product as uncharacterized. The coding region runs from base 1 to 1197 and encodes 398 amino acids. The record is from RefSeq and is a predicted model, not a curated record. Lineage: Eukaryota; Fungi; Basidiomycota; Malasseziomycetes; Malasseziales; Malasseziaceae. The transcript has a single exon. Gene Ontology annotation, molecular function: oxidoreductase activity, acting on the CH-OH group of donors, NAD or NADP as acceptor.